This is a messenger RNA of Fukomys damarensis (Damara mole-rat), 1372 nucleotides long. It is a transcript of the gene Wdr88, whose product is annotated as WD repeat domain 88. Lineage: Eukaryota; Metazoa; Chordata; Mammalia; Rodentia; Bathyergidae. The coding region runs from base 27 to 1358 and encodes 443 amino acids. The transcript is spliced from 11 exons. Gene Ontology annotation, molecular function: protein binding. The record is from RefSeq and is a predicted model, not a curated record.
AGACCUCGGGCAAGGACCCGAAGGGGAUGCUCGUGGUCCCCACCAGGGAGCACUGGGCCCGCAGGCUGCCCUGGGCCGCCGUGGUGACAGCCGUGGGCCGCUUCAAGAUGUCGCUCCCCGCACUGCACCGCAACCGGCUGCUGGCCACGCUCGACCCCCUGGCCUUGGACAAGGGCACUCAGCCGUCUGAGCAAACCACGGCCUUGCCAGAGGUGCUCUGGGGCGACCAGGAGCCCCUCUCCAAGAUCCCAUUUAAAAUUCUGAAGGGACAUGAGCAUGUUGUGAGUUCCUGCCACUUCUGUGUGAAUGACACAAAGCUCCUCAGUGGCUCCUAUGACUGUACUGUGAAGCUAUGGGAUGCUGAGAAUGGAUCUGUGAUUCGGGAUUUUGAGCAAAGGCCCAAAGCUCCUGUGUUGGAAUGCAGCGUGACAGGUGACAGCAGAAGAAUUGUUGCAGCAUCCUACGACAAAACAGUGAGGGCGUGGGACCUUGAAACAGGCCAGCUGCUGUGGAAGAUCAGGCAUGACACCUUCGUAUCCUCCUGUAAGUUUUCUCCUGAUGGGAAAUACGUGGUCUCGGGCUUGGAUAUUGAUCGUGGAAUCUGCAUAAUGGACGCAGAAAACAUCGCCACCGUAGCAUACAUUGAAGACCAUCACAGAAGGUCGAUCACCGCAUGCUGCUUUGACCCCGACAGCCAGAGGGUGGCUUCCGUCUCGCUGGACAGGUGCAUCAAGAUCUGGGAUGUCACCUCCCGGACCACGCUGCUCACCAUCUCCAGGGCCCAUGAGAGCGCCAUCUCAAACUGCUGUUUUACCUUCAGCGGCCAUUUCCUGUGUACAACCUCCUGGGAUAAAACCUUAAAAAUAUGGAAUGUCUACACAGGAGAGUUUCGGAACCGUGGCGCCUGCGUGACUCUCAUGCAGGGCCACAAAGGCUGUGUGAGCUCCUGCUGCUUUGCCAGAGACAGCUCUUUUCUCAUUUCUGGAGGCUUUGACAAGACUGUGGCUAUCUGGGAUGUGGCAGAAGGCUAUCGGAAGCUGUCCUUGAAGGGCCAUAAUGACUGGGUAAUGGAUGUUGCUAUUAGUAACAACAAGAAAUGGAUUCUCUCUGCUUCAAAGGAUAGGACCAUGAGACUAUGGAAUAUUGAAGAAAUUGACCAAAUUCCUUUGGUCAUCAAGGGCAGAAGGGCCAUGGGCUCAAAGAUAAAGCAGUGCGAAGGAUGUGACAGGCCUCUCUCCGCCUUCCAAAGUGACAGCUCCUCUGAAGUAUUCACCAGAUGUGUGCUCUGCCGGAGAGAGGCACAGGACUCACCACUGGAGACUUCACUGUCAUCGGAGAGGGAGGCCAAGGAGGACUGACGGCCAGCAGGCCC